UGCUUUCAGUUUCUUUCUUUUGCGUUUCAGUUUUAAUCAUCGGUUUUUCAUUUGAUCUUUACCCUCGAGCUCCUGCUCGGAUGCGGGAACCGCCAUCACUCUCAGCAGAAUGCGGUCCUACGCCAGCUCUUUGUCGCGAUCUCAGUCGGUGGACUCCUCGGACGCCGGCUCAGCCGCGGAGCGCCGCCUUCGCGAGGCGGAGGAGCGCCUCAGGGAGGCCAUAGAGGAGCUGCAGCGUCGACAGCGUCGCGAGCGUGGUCUCCACCCGCCUUGCGACCACGCCGAUGAAUCCUGCGUCGCCAAUGCCAUCGGUAACCUCUGUCAGAGCUUCCUUCUCUCUUACGGAGUUCGCGUUGGCAUCGGAAUUCUCCUCCGAGCUUUCAAGCUCGCUCGCCGUCAGUCCUAUUCCUCUAUCCUUGACCUCAAGCAACUUGUCUCAGAAAAAGAUCUGAUUGUAAGAGAGGAAGCAUGUCGGAUUGGCUUACUUUUUGGGGGGUUUACUGGUUCCUAUCAUGCUCUAAGGUGUUUGCUGAGAAAGCUGAGAAAGAAAGAAACUCCACUAAAUGCAAUUUUAGCAGGUUCAGUUGCAGGUCUGUCCAUCUUAGCACUAGAAGAUUCCAGCCGGAGGCGCACACUUGCUUUGUAUCUUCUAGCUAGGGUAGCCCAGUGUGCAUAUAACUCUGCUAAAUCCAAGAACAAAUUUCACCUUUGGGGAAGUCAUUGGAGUCAUGGAGAUUCUUUGCUCUUUGCUUUAGCUUGUGCCCAGGUUAUGUAUGCCUUCAUCAUGCGCCCUGAAAGCUUGCCAAAAUCAUAUCAAGAUUUUAUUCAGAAAACUGGCCCUGUUUCAGCACCAGUUUACAAGGCAGUUAAGGAUUGUUGCAGGGGCUCACCAGUAGAUGUUGCGUCACUAUCUGCUUAUUUAUCCUACAAAAAGAUUCCAAGCAAUGUGAAGCUGGAAGAAUUCCCUUCUAUUAUUCCAUGUUCUUUGAUUCAUGCUGGCACCAACUCCUGUUUGGUACACAAUGCUAACGCAACAGCAGCUACUUUUCGGAAAACAUUUCCUCUCUACUUCUCUUUGACUUUUGUUCCAUUUGUUGUUCUGCGCUUGCAGAAGUUUAUGGCUGCCCCUGUACGCACCUGUUGGCAUGCUCUUACUGGAGCUGUCCGUUCAACAACUUUUUUGUCAGCUUUUGUUGGGAUCUUUCAGGCAGUCAUAUGCUUGCAUAGAAAGGUUGCAACGAAGGACCAUAAGCUUGUAUAUUGGGUUGCGGGAGGAGCAUCUGGCCUCUCUGUGCUAUUAGAGAAAAAAGCAAGACGUUCUGAGCUUGCCUUGUAUGUUCUUCCACGAGCUGGGGAAUCUUUAUGGGGUAUUCUAGUAAAUCGCCAUUUGAUGCCUGAUGUCAAGAAUACAGAGGUGGCCUUGUUCUGUGCUUGCAUGGGGGGAAUCAUGUACUACCUGGAGCACGAACCAGACACGAUGGCUCCAUUCCUGAGGGGCCUGAUUCGCCGAUUCCUUGCCAGCAAAAUUAGCAACCUUAGUCCUUCAUCAAAUAGGAGUGCAUCUUAUACAUAUCUGCAAGCUCUUGAUGCCAUGAAGAAACCAAAAGAAAAUCAAGACGCUGAAACUUCAACUACAGAAAAAUAUAAUCUUGAAUCCAUACCAGGACUCUGAGCUAUAUUCAUGUUCGUAAACCCGGCCUGCAGCUCUAUUUAUAUACUCCAUAUAAUUUAUAAUCUGUCACCGGCAGCAGCAGUGAUGCUUAACCCAUUCUCAUUCAAAGAAAGAGGGUAUCAACAACGACACCAGCGCCUCUUACCUUCCAGAACUGAUGGCUCGUUUUGUUGUAUUCUGAUAGAACGGUUGUUUUAACAGCUCAAGACUACGUACUUUACAUGAUUUAUUCCUUCUUCUGACGUAGUACAUUGUCUUUGGAUAAACAGGUAUUGUUCAUUAAAAUGUUUGACUGUAUACUAGUAGUAUUCAUAUUCCUUUCGACAAAUUUUGCAUUUCUUGUUGGGUUUGUGUCCGUAAUUCAUCCUUAACAUUCUUGUGGGUGGUGUUAGUUUAAACUUCUAGUUGAAGUUGAAGGGAUACUGUCCGUUAUCCGUUGUAUUUUUAUUGACAGUUUUAAGUCUUUAAAUUAUCAUUUGUUUAAAAUUGAAAUGUA
Molecule: messenger RNA, 2168 nt
Organism: Ipomoea nil (Japanese morning glory)
Lineage: Eukaryota; Viridiplantae; Streptophyta; Magnoliopsida; Solanales; Convolvulaceae
Exons: 8
Coding region: 110-1672 (520 amino acids)
Source: RefSeq, a predicted model, not a curated record